AUGGCUACCCCCAGUGUCCAUACUUUUGAUGCUGAGGGCCGUGCCGUUGACUUUGAGGUCUGGGUCGAUGACCUCCAGCUGUUUCUCCAGUGCGAUAGGGCAGACGGACUCUCUCGGUUCGAUCUCACCUCUGGUGCCUCUCCUGCCCCGCCUGCUACUCCUGACAGCACUGUUCGCUCACAGUGGGCCACACGCGAUGCUGCUGCUCGCCUUGCUGCGCCUGCACGCUACUCUUCCCCUGCCACUGCUGCACUGAGCCGCCUCAUGCUAUCGUGCCUCUUCCCUGACCUUGCUGCCUUUCCCACAGUCGCUGACCUCAUUACGCACCUCCGCACUAGUGACACUCGCUACCGCGCUGCGCUUCCUGCUGAGUUCUGCGCCAAGAACCCCCCCCCCCCCAUGUACAUCACCCUCUACUACAUAGUCACCCGGCUCCCUGACUCUCUCCGCGUAGUCAGGGACCACUUCCUCUCAGUUUGCCCCACCACUCUCACCAUUGACCUCCUCGAGAAGGCCCUCCUAGCAGCAGAGAAGAGCAUAGUCGCUGUAGGAGCCUCUUGUGGUGACCCUCGCACCCCCGUCUUUGAGGGGUGUUCCCCCUCCCCCCUCUUGCCCUCUGUUGCCUCUAUUGCUGCGGCGGACCUUGUUGGUUUCGAGUCAGUCGGCGCUGCGUCUGCCCCGAGCGGGAGACGCCGCACCGGCAAGGGCAAGGGGGGCAAGGGCGCUGGAGGGGCUGGCGGGGGCGGUGGAGGUGGCGGUGGAGGCAGUGGAGGGGGUGGGGGUGGUGGUGGGAGUGGUGGCGGGGGUGGAGGUGUCGGUGGCAGCAGUGGAGGCGGAGGAGGCGGCGGCGGUGGCGGAGGGAGCGGAGGCGGCGGAGGUGGUGGAGGCGGCGGAGGCGGCGGAGGUGGCGGAGGCGGCAGCGGCAGGAGUGGACCUGGUCGCAGCUCUGUGCAGAGGAGUGGCUCCGGUGGUGGUACGCGCCAGCAGCAGCAGCGCAGUCGUGAGACCCUGUCCCCUCAGCAGCUUCGUGAGUGGUACGCUGCGCGUCAGCGCGGUGGGGGUACGGGUCCCUGCACCUACGUUCUCCGCGACGGCGACCGCGCUGGUGAGCAGUGCGGGGGCCCGCACUCCACCCAGCGCUGCUUCGGCCGCCUGACGGACGCGUGGCGUCACCAGUUCCCUGAGGCCUCUCAGAUCCCUCGCUUGGGAGAGCUGUCUAGGGCGGGGGUUGCUAUCUUUGAUCUUGAUUUUGAUGCUAUUCUUGCUGCCAUGUAUGCUCUUGCUGAUAGUGUUGAGGGUGACUGUUGCCUAUGUGUUCCGCCUGACCCGGGCAUUGAGCCUGCUGCUCUAGGUGCUAGUGAGGCUGCUGCUCUAGGUGCUAGCGCGUCUGCUGCCCCAGAUUCUUGUGAGUCUGCCCUCUCAGGUACCACGUCGGCUCAGGCCUUACACACCUUCACCCUUGACUCGGGUGCUUCCCGCUCCUUCUUUCGAGACCGCACCACACUUACACCACUUAGUCGGCCGGUUGCGGUCUCCCUGGCGGACCCCUCUGGGGGUCCUGUCCUUGCUCGCUUCUCCACUAUCUUACCGUGUCCGGCAGCCCCCUCUGGCACCCUGUCAGGUCUCUACCUCCCCUCGUUCUCUACAAACUUGGUGAGUGGAGCGGACCUACAGGAUACGGGGGUUGACCAGUUCACUCCUGCGAGUCAGCGGGUGACCCACUGCACAUGUGCUCGGACAGGCCGACACUUGGCCACGUUCACCCGUCGGCCAGGGUCGAGCCUGUACACCCUUACUACUGAGUCUCCUCCGGCUGCUGAGUUAGGCCAGGUGGCUGCGUCGAGUCAGGUGUUUGCUGCAGCGUCCAGGGGCGACAGCGCGCCGCCCCUCACUCCUCCAGAGUUUCCUCCGACAGAGGCUCCGCUACAGACCCUACACAUGGACGUGUGGGGCCCCGCCCGCGUCCGUGGGCAGGGGCACGAGCGUUACUUCCUGCUGGUGGUUGACGACUACUCGCGUUACACCACACUCAGGGAGAGUUUCGGCUCGGACUUUCCUGUUCUGCGUCUGCACUCGGACAGAGGCGGGGAGUUUUCCUCUGCCCGUCUGGGAGCCUUCUGUCGUGCACAGGGCAUCCGCCAGACCUUCACGCUUCCGGCCUCUCCACAGCAAAAUGAGAUUGCUGAGCACCGCAUUGGCAUGGUCAUGGACGUCGCUCGUACGUCCAUGAUGCAUGCGGCUGCCCCCCAUUUUCUAUGGUCGUUAUCGGUUCAGUACGCCGCGCAUCAGCUCAACCUUCAGCCCCGGAUCUCCUUGCCAGAGACCUCCCCCACCUUGCGGUGGACGGGGAAGGUUGGCGAUGCGUCUGCGUUUCGGGUCUGGGGAUCUCGGGCGUUUGUCCGCGACUUGUCUGCGGACAAGCUGUCCCCCCGUGCUGUUCCCUGCGUCUUCCUUGGCUUCCCCCCUGACGCGCCUCGGUGGCAGUUUUACCACCCCACCUUGUGCCGUGUUCUGUCCUCCGAGGACGUCACCUUUGACGAGUCGGUGCCUUACUACCGUCUCUUCCCCUACCGCACUGCGCCCCUCCCCCCGCCGCCGCUCUUCCUUGCGCCUAGUCCUCCCCCGAUAGACCCCCUCCCCCCUCAGAGUCCUGCCCCGUCAGGUGUGUCCCAGGCAGACGUAGUCGAGCCUGUCGAGGUAGCUGUUGACUCUGGUGCUGCUAGAGGUGCUGAGCCUGCGGGUGCCGGGUCUGGAGGUGCUGAGUCUGGGGGUGCUGAGACUGGGGGUGCUGAGUAUGGGGGUGCUGAGCCUGGGGGUGCUGAGCCUGGGGGUGCGGAGCGUGGGGGUGCGGAGCCUGGGGGUGCGGAGCCUGGGGUUGCGGAGCCUGGGGGUGCGGAGCCUGGGGGUGCGGAGCCUGGGGGUGCGGAGCCUGGGUCUGCUCGUGUGGCCGCCGGCGGUGCUUCGUCGAGGCGGGAGCCACUCUCUCCACAGGAGCUGCGUGAGUGGUUUGCCCGCCGCUGGAGCCGUGCUGCUGGAGCUGGAGGUGCUCGUACUGGCGGUCCUGGAGCUGCUGGGACUGGGGGUGCUGUUGGGGCUACUGGAGUUGGUCCUACUGGAGUUGUACCUGCUGGAGCUGCUGGUGAUGCUGGUGCUGCUGGAGUUGGAGCUGCUGGAGGUGUUGGCGCUGGUGGUUCUGCUGGCGCUGGUACGUCUGGGGGUGCUUGA
Molecule: messenger RNA, 3225 nt
Organism: Closterium sp. NIES-65
Lineage: Eukaryota; Viridiplantae; Streptophyta; Zygnematophyceae; Desmidiales; Closteriaceae
Source: the annotation of a GenBank genome assembly